Messenger RNA from Cicer arietinum (chickpea), 2035 nucleotides. Its product is annotated as transcription factor MYB56. The record is from RefSeq and is a predicted model, not a curated record. Gene Ontology annotation, molecular function: DNA-binding transcription factor activity, RNA polymerase II-specific; RNA polymerase II cis-regulatory region sequence-specific DNA binding. Gene Ontology annotation, cellular component: nucleus. Lineage: Eukaryota; Viridiplantae; Streptophyta; Magnoliopsida; Fabales; Fabaceae. Gene Ontology annotation, biological process: regulation of DNA-templated transcription.
CAACCCCACCUUCGUGAAAGUUGAAAGUUGUUCUUCCAUUUUUUAUUUAUUAUUCUCAGCCUAACUCUUCUCUCUCUCUCUCUCUCUCUUCUGUGAUUCAGUUUCACUCACGGGUGAAUCAGAGGUGAUGGAAUAUACAACAAUACUAUUAAACCUUCCACUCUUUUCAUUUUCACAUGCUUCAUCUUACAUCUAAUAGUGUAACAAAACAAACUAUUUCUGUUUCAUUUUCAUGUCUGUUUUUCCUCUUCUGUCAUUUUGUGAGGUUCCUAGUUAGAAUCAGUUUGUCAUUUCAAAGUUGAAAUCUUUUCAAUUUUUUUCACAGUUUUGUUUUUUACUUGAGUAUCCAUGACUUCACAUAAGUUCAACAUUGGUGUAGAAGGUUUCAAUGGUGAUAUGGGUCUUUACCCUUUAGCUCCUAUUCCUUCUUCUCAUCUUGUGAAUUCACAAACUCAUCUUUUGACAAACACUGUUAUGGUUCCAAAGCCUGAAAUGGGUCUUCAGAUUUUGAGACCCUCAACAAUGUUUCAGUCCAAGGAAAUCAUGGGAACAAAGGAAGAAGACUUGUCUCUGAAACUUGGUGAUGAGGUAGAAGACAAAAACUCUGUUUCUGUGAAAAUUGGUUAUUCCAAGCUUUGUUCUAGAGGUCAUUGGAGACCAGUUGAAGAUGCAAAACUUAAGGAACUUGUUGCUGAAUAUGGACCUCAAAACUGGAACUUGAUUGCAGAACAUCUUGAAGGAAGAUCAGGAAAAAGUUGUAGAUUGAGGUGGUUUAAUCAGCUAGACCCAAGGAUAAACAGAAGGACAUUUUCUGAGGAGGAAGAGGAGAGGCUUUUAGCUGCUCACAAAAUGUAUGGUAACAAAUGGGCUAUGAUUGCUAGACUAUUUCCAGGGAGGACAGAUAAUGCAGUAAAGAAUCAUUGGCAUGUGAUCAUGGCUAGGAGACAUAGGGAAAAGUGUAGUGUGUAUAGAAGGAGAAAGCCACCAGCUGUUGAAAAUCUUUCAAAGGGUUUAAAAUUGAGUCUUUUGAACAAUGCAGCUAGUGAUUCAACUAUCUCAAGUACCAUAGAUGGUAAUGCAUCAACUUCUACUAAUCUCUCACUUACUAACUCUUCAGCUAAACUAAUUAGUCCUAAACUGUUUCAUAAACUUGCUUCAGAUCAGAAUCAUCAUGGCUUUGGAUCAUUAAUGGGUCAAUCUAGAGAAAGUGUGGUGGCAACAAGGGAUGUGAGUUUUGACAAGUAUUUUGGAGAUUGUAAUAAGCAAGAACAAGUGGAAAAGCUAAUGGUCAAGGAAGUGGACCAGUCCAAUUUUUCAGAUUCAAACUCAGAAGUCUCAGUAUCUGAGUCAGUUGCCACCAAUAGGUCCAAUCUCUCAAUUUCUGGUGAAAGUGAAAAUGUUGGUGCUGCUGUUAAGAUUAACAACAUGUUACCAUUCAUUGAUUUUCUUGGAGUAGGAGCUAUACAAUAGCUACUAAAUGGUUCAUUCAAAAAAGUUUGAGGAGUAAACAGGAAGAAAGGGUUAGGAAAGUGAGGAGAAGCACUCUUUGUUGUUGGGUGAAAAUGGGACUGCUAUAGUGUAUUCUCUUGUGUACAGUUUGUUCCAUAAAUGGUAAAAGUAAAAAGUGUAAUGAAUAGAGGGAAGAAGAAAAAAAGAGGCAUUAGUUAAGAUGAGAGAGAGGGUGAGUGUGUCUGUUAUGAAGUGAUGAUGACUUAGGAGUAGUUAUUAUGAGAUUCAAAAAAAAAAAAAAAAAACUAUAUAAUAAAUUUUUAAACUCCUGGUUUUGGACUGUUUCAGCAAUAGCACAGAAUAGGGGACUAGUUUGUUUGUUAGCUUGUGGUACUUUUGGCAUUUUGUUAAUCAGAAGCCAAAGUCUUAUGACUUGGAUUGGAAGGACACCUCAUUACAUGAAUGAAUCAACCAACUAACCUGCUUUGAAUUACUCUUCUUAGUGCUGCAUCAUGUCAUUGGGUUUUGUGUCUUUUCUUUUGGUUAUGCCUUUGCUGUUAAGAUGUUUGACCAUAUUUGACAUGCA